UUUGCCGCCAAAUAAAAUAGUCCAAGUGCUGUCAAAUACGUUAAUAAAUAAUUGCAAUUAAUAAAAAUAUUAAUUGUAUAUUUAAAUUUCCUUAUUUUGCAUGGCGUGGUAAAGUGUGAAUUUAAUUAUUUCGGCAAUUUACGAAGUGUGGUGUACAUACGUAUAUUAGAAUAACGUUAAUGAAAAACGAAAAUAUGGAUGCAAACAAUACAUCCCAUCAAGUAUCCAAAACACCUAGGUCUAACAUUUUACGGCCCUGUGUUCCGUUACUUAAACCUGAAAAUGAUACACUGAUAUUUCAAGAAUUAGAAUUGGACCAUUACAUUGGAAAAGUAUAUGCUGGAAUGCCGGGACCCCAAACUGGUUUGGUACCAAUUAUUCGUAUGUUUGGAAUUACAAAGACGGGCAACAGCGUUUGCUGCCAUAUUCAUGGUUUCUCACCAUAUUUUUAUGUGAAUCUACCUGAGAGCUUUACUACUGCAAAUUUGGCACCAUUUAAGAACAAGUUGAAUGAUGCUGUACUUGCAGACACGAGACUGGCUAAUAAAAGUGAAAUCUCAGAGGCAGUGCUUAUGGUAGAAUUAAUAAAAGGAAAAUCUUUAGUAGAAUACACUGGAGAGAACGAUACAAAUUUUGCUAAAAUAACAUUAGCUCUUCCCAAAUUUGUUCCUGUGGCAAAACGGUUAUUAACUACUACUCUUGUUUAUCAACCUCUUGCAACUCAUAGUUUUUUCCCUUUCGAGUCGAACGUCGACAUUGAAACUAGGUUCAUGGUGGACUGUAACAUUCUAGGUUGCUGUUGGAUAGAGUUGCCAAUUGGUAAAUGGUAUUUCAGAUCAGAAAAGUCGUCAUUUCCAGUCACCAGUAGAUGUCAAAUUGAGGUUGAUGUAUCAUGGGCAGACUUUAUCGCACAUGCUCCCGAGGAUAAAUGGGCAUCGGUAGCUCGGUUUAGAAUUCACAGUUUUGAUAUUGAAUGCGCCGGAAGAAAAGGUAUUUUCCCUGAACCUGAUGUUGACCCAGUAAUUCAAAUUGCAAAUGUCGUAAAGCUUCAUGGGGAAAAUGAUAUUCUUACGAGAAAUAUAUUUACACUUAAAUCUUGUGCUCCCAUUGGCCAUGCAGAGGUUUUUAGUUUUGAAAGGGAAGAAGACAUGUUGGAAGCGUGGGCGGAUUUUGUGAGGAAUUUGGACCCCGACAUUUUUACCGGUUAUAAUAUAAAUAACUUUGACUUUCCGUAUCUUAUAGAGAGAGCUAAACAUUUGAAGUUAAAGCAUUUUCAGUUUUUAGGCAGAUUAUUGAAUGUUAGGUCAGAAGUAAAAGAGACGGUUACCCAAACCAAAAUUGGUCGCAGAGUAUAUAAAUCCAUUAAUUUUGAGGGUAGAGUACCGUACGACAUGUUAUUGGUAAUGAAACGUGAUUUUAAACUGCGAUCAUACUCUUUGAACAGCGUUUGUCAGGAAAUUUUAGGAGAACAGAAAGAAGACGUGCAUUACAGCAUAAUUACAGAUUUGCAAAAUGGAGACGAUCAAACUAGAAGGAGAUUAGCAGUGUAUUGUAUAAAAGAUGCAGAGCUGCCAUUGAGGUUACUGGGCACGGUGCUCAGUUUUACAAACGAUGUAGAAAUGGCCAGAGUAACCGGAGUGCCCAUUACUAGCUUGUUAACCAAAGGAGAACAAGUUAAAGUUGUCGCCCAACUUCUUAGACAUGGAAAAGCGGCCGGUUAUUUUAUGCCGGCACAUCAGGGGGGCCCUUCAAGUGACCAGUACGAAGGAGCCACAGUUAUCGAACCGAUAAGGGGAUAUUAUACUGAACCGAUUGCAACACUCGAUUUUAGUUCUCUGUAUCCUAGUAUUAUGAUCGCUCAUAACUUGUGCUACACUACUCUUUUGAGAGCUCCUAUGAAAGAAAAAUUAGGCUUAACAGAUGAUCAAGUGACGACAACACCAGCAAAUUGUAUGUUUGUAAAAUCAUCAGUGAGGCCAGGACUCCUCCCAUAUAUUUUACAACACCUCUUAGCAGCUAGAAAGAAGACGAAAGCUCUUCUAAAAGACGAAACUGAUCCCAUGAUUAAAACCGUAUUAAAUGGCAGACAAUUGGCAUAUAAAAUAUCUGCAAAUUCUGUUUACGGCUUCACAGGAGCACAAGUUGGGAAAUUACCUUGUCUGGAAAUAUCAGGGAGUGUUACUGCCUACGGUAGAACGAUGAUCGAACAAACAAAGCAAGAAGUAGAACAGCACUAUCGAAUUGAGAACGGUUACAAGGCUGAUGCCACUGUGAUAUAUGGAGAUACCGAUUCGGUUAUGGUAAACUUUAAAGUUAGCAAUCUUAAAGACAGCAUGGAUUUGGGGAAAGAGGCUGCCAAACUUAUAAGUGCCAAAUUUAUCAAACCAAUCAAUUUAGAAUUUGAAAAGGUAUACUUUCCCUAUUUAUUGAUUAACAAAAAGAGAUAUGCAGGACUUUAUUGGACCAAUACUGAAAAUUAUGACAAAAUGGACUGUAAGGGCAUUGAAACAGUGCGUAGAGAUAAUUGCACUUUGGUUGUCGAUGUGAUUAAUACCUGCCUUCAGAAACUACUGAUUAAUAGAGAUCCUGACGGUGCUGUAAAGUACACUAAACAAGUUAUAUCUGAUCUGUUGCAAAAUAACGUGGACAUUUCACAAUUAGUCAUAACAAAAGAGUUGACUAAGCAAGAUUACGCAGCCAAACAGGCACACGUCGAGUUGGCGAAGAAGAUUACCAAAAGAGAUCCAGGCAACGCACCAAAAUUAGGGGAUCGUGUCCCGUAUGUUAUAGUAGCCGGAACAAAGAAUGCAAAAGCCUUUGAAAAAGCGGAAGACCCCAUUUAUGUGUUGGAAAACAAUAUACCAAUUGAUUGUAACUACUAUCUCGAAAAUCAGCUGUCAAAGCCAUUGAUUAGAAUUUUUCAACCAAUUCUAGGAGAUAAUGCGGAAUCUAUACUUUUGCGGGGAGAACAUACACGUACUAGAACUAUGGUAACGUCAAAGGUAGGAGCUUUAGCAGCCUUUACGACAAAGAAGGAAACAUGCAUAGGCUGUAAAUCAGUUUUACCGAAAGGAUAUGAGAGCGAAGCAGUGUGUUCAUAUUGUAAACCUAAAGAGGCAGCACUGUACCAACAGGAAUUGUGUCACCACAGAAUGUUGGAGGAUCGGUUCGCUUCCUUGUUCACAGAGUGCCAGAGGUGUCAGGGUUCUUUGUUUGAAGAAAUUUUAUGUACGAGCAGAGAUUGUCCCAUAUUUUACAUCCGUAAGAAGGUGCAAAUGGAACUUGGAACGAGUACGGCAAAAAUAAAAAGGUUUGGUGAGCCCAUUAUAGAAGAACUGUUUUAAAAAUUUCGACUUAAUGUAAUAUACUGUUUCGUUUUAAUACAGUAUUUUCAGAUAAAAGAUCGUUUUUCAUCUAAAAAGUACCCUUUCCUGUAGAAUAUUUGUACUAGUGUUAGUACAAAUAACUAAUAAUAGUAGUUUUUUGUAUUCACACCUCAAAGUCGGGAAAAUAUCUGCCGUAUUACAAACAUCUUGUAAACUGAUAAAUUAGGAAUUAAAAUAAAUGUAAUAAAAUGAAGCAGUACCAUAAAUAAGCUAAAUGGUCAUUCUCAUUUCACUAAAUUAACGUUGUCUGUUUGUUUUUUGUCUACCUAGCUUCUUGUCAUAUCACAUUAGGUGGAUUGACUUGUAUAGGUAGUUCACCUAAUCUAGGUCAAUGUCGGAGAUUAUUGACACUGGGUUUCGUAAACUAAGAACAAUGCUUUAA
Messenger RNA from Anoplophora glabripennis (Asian longhorned beetle), 3768 nucleotides. It is a transcript of the gene PolD1, whose product is annotated as DNA polymerase delta catalytic subunit. The record is from RefSeq and is a predicted model, not a curated record. Bases 180 to 3344 code for a protein of 1054 amino acids. Gene Ontology annotation, molecular function: DNA-directed DNA polymerase activity; 3'-5'-DNA exonuclease activity; DNA binding. Lineage: Eukaryota; Metazoa; Arthropoda; Insecta; Coleoptera; Cerambycidae. The transcript has 15 exons. Gene Ontology annotation, cellular component: delta DNA polymerase complex. Gene Ontology annotation, biological process: DNA-templated DNA replication; nucleotide-excision repair, DNA gap filling; DNA replication proofreading.